Chelonus insularis is the source of this 1236-nucleotide messenger RNA. It is a transcript of the gene yellow-g, whose product is annotated as L-dopachrome tautomerase yellow-g. The transcript has 3 exons. Gene Ontology annotation, cellular component: extracellular region. The record is from RefSeq and is a predicted model, not a curated record. Lineage: Eukaryota; Metazoa; Arthropoda; Insecta; Hymenoptera; Braconidae. The coding region runs from base 64 to 1188 and encodes 374 amino acids.
AAUUUUAAAGUCAUAUAAUUUUUUUAUCUCUCUACUUUCGUUUUAAAGAAAAAAAAUAAAGAAAUGUUUAAAAUUUUCGCGUACUCAUUGUUAUUCGUAUCAACAAUAUCAGCAGUUUCAGCAGGAUGUGCAAAACCAACAUCAACAGAUUUUUCAUAUUCACUAACAGGCACAAGUAUAGUUUGGCCCGACGAAAAUACGAAAAGCAUAUUCUCUUCAAGUGGACGAUAUUUUCCAAGAAAUAUCAUUGGUACCAAGAUGAAGAUUCAUAAAGAUAAUGCUAUCAUUGCUUUACCACGUCUUAAACCAGGAGUUCCUAUGACUCUUGGAAUUAUGUCUUUAGCUAAAAGACAAUCUGCUGGUUUAUUACCUUUUCCAUGUUGGUCUAUUCAAGAAGAAGGUAACUGCGAAGCUCUUCAAACAGUUGUUGACAUUGCUCUUGAUAUUCAAGAUAUUCUAUGGGUCCUUGAUGUUGGAGUAGUCAACACCUUGACUCAGCCAGUAUUUCGCUGUGGUCCAAAAGUUGUUGGAAUUGACGUCAAUACUGGCAAGGUUGUUAAGACUAUUGACUUGAGUCAUCUAGUUACGAGUCUUUCACGACUUCAAGAACUUUCUGUCGACUAUCCCGGAGACGGAAGUGUGUUUUUAUACAUUGCUGAUGCUGCAUCUCGUGCAAUAAUCGUCUACGAUGUCGUUGGUAAUCAUGGAUUCCGUGUGAGUCUUCCUCCAGAAGUGAAUUUGGGAAAUAGUCGUCGAGAUGUUCUUUACACCGCUCUUAUACGAAAACCCGACGGCAACACAGUUUUAUAUUUCACUUAUCUCAACUCAGGUCGAGUGUUUGCUAUCAAAACAGAAGAUCUGAGAAAAGGAGUGACUACUAAUGUAGUUUCUACUGUUGGUGUUAAGUCCAACAAGAUUGUUUUCCUUGGUACGAAUGAUGGAAGUGCUAUAUUCUUCAGAUACAAAGGUCAAUCAGAUAUAUACAUGUGGGAUACAAACACUGCAUUUAGUCCUGAGAAUUUCGUACUCGUUAACAAAGGAAGCGAAUGUCGUCUACCUACAAUGGUUUCUUCUGGACCAAAAGAGACUAUGUGGACAUUGGAAAGUAACUUCCAGGAUUACAUUCAAAAUACUGUUUCUGCAUCAGGUCCAUCGAUGGUUGUUAAGCCUUUACUCAAAAACUGUUAAAAUAAUUUUUUAUAUAAAAUUAAAAAUAUUGAACUUGUCUGUCAAAAA